Molecule: messenger RNA, 501 nt
Organism: Acanthamoeba castellanii str. Neff
Lineage: Eukaryota; Discosea; Longamoebia; Acanthamoebidae
Product: cinnamoylCoA reductase
Exons: 3
Molecular function (GO): oxidoreductase activity, acting on the CH-OH group of donors, NAD or NADP as acceptor
Source: RefSeq, a predicted model, not a curated record
CGGCUGGCCGAGCAAGCGGCGUGGCGGCUGUGGGACCAGCACAGGGACCGGCUCGACCUGGUGGUGGUCAACCCGAGCUUCGUCGUGGGUCCGCCCCAGUCGGCCAGCCUCAACGCAAGCCUGGAGACCGUGGUGAACUAUCUCCUGGGCCGAGCGAAGAAAGCCACGCCCGGUCGGCUGCCGUUCGUGGAUGUGCGCGACGUGGCGUUGGCACACGUCAUCGCCAUGGAACAAGAUGGUGCCAUCGGCCACAGAGUGUUUUGCGCGAGUGAGACGAGGCCGUGGAGGGACCUUGCGAUCAAGCUGAAGGAGCUCUUCCCAGAGUAUCCUAACGUGGAGGACUUGGAUGUGGACACUGGCAUCGAGACCCAGAUGGACACCUCUCUCCUCCAGGGUCUGGGCCUGUCCGAGUUCAUUUCUUUCGACCAAAUGUUGAAGGACACGGUGGAACAGAUGAUCAAGUUGGGUGUGGUGGAGAAUUUGAAGCAAACAAAUGAAUGA